AUGUCACAACCCUUUCAACCACCAGCAGUCAGCACGUCACAACCAAGCAGCGCUCCAAAAGAUCGGGACGCGAUCUUCAGCAAGAUCUACAACUAUCCAUGGGCUCAAGACUCCGAUUUCCAGACUGGCUUCUCUUCUAUUGCUGGAGAUACGGGAAGGAACGCUUCUGAUAAUCCAGUCUAUCACGAAACCGAUCUGCUGCUCCAGGCGCAGUGUUUCUACUAUGCACGAAAAUACAACUUACCAGAUCCAGUCGACGUUGCAGCCUACAAGUCAUGGCUAAGUACUGAGGCACGCAGUCAGCCCACAGUCGAACAAACAAGACCCAACCUCCACGAACCACUCUCCAAUCAAGAUACAGCAGCUGAAGGCACCCUCCCCCAGAUCGACGGAACCUCAUCACCAAACUCAAAUUCAAAAUCUGACCUAGACCCCUCAACCCGUCCAACAACCUCCUCAACCUCAUCCUCAAACCCAUCACAACAAACCUCCACCGCCACCUCCACCGACGAAACCACGCAGCCAGCCGCACCCUACCCCACCAACUUUUCCUCCAUAGUCGACCUGAUCACGCGUGGCCAGCCCAUCCCCGGAAUAGAGAACAUCCCAGAUACAGUCCUCGACCCCAGCCUCUCCCAGCCAGACAGCACACCCCAGAGGCGGAAACCGUGGGAGAAAGGGGACGAGGAGAAGGAAAAGGGAGAGGAAGAGGAGAAGAAGGACGGGGAGGGUGCUGGUCCCGAAAAAGAGACCCAAACAUUGUGUAAUGGAAAGACAAAACGUUGUACAGUGCGGUGA
Messenger RNA from Endocarpon pusillum Z07020, 798 nucleotides. RefSeq lists its product as uncharacterized. NCBI's taxonomy places the organism in Eukaryota, Fungi, Ascomycota, Eurotiomycetes, Verrucariales, Verrucariaceae. The record is from RefSeq and is a predicted model, not a curated record. The transcript has 2 exons. Bases 1 to 798 code for a protein of 265 amino acids.